UGAUCUCAUUGUGCUUUUCCAAGAAUUGUAUCUUUCUUCUUUUUACUCUAUCUGAUUCUUUUCUGCUUAUAUUUUUUUUUUCUGGGAAUUGUUAUGUGAACCUUUUCUUCCACAAUAAAUUUUUUAUUACAGAUGAUUAAAGCACUUUCCUUUUCUUAGAAAUAAAGGUGACUACUAUUAAGAUUUCAUUUCAGACAUCCCUGUGAAGAGUUACAACUUACUGCAUGGACCAACAGCACUCAUGCACAAUCUUAAAAAAUUGAGGACAUGGUGAGGAACUUUUCAUCAGCUAGAAAAGAACUUGAUAUUGAAUCAUCGCCAAGAAAAUUAGCAGACUGUAGGAUUUGUCACGAUGAAGAUGAAGACUCAAAUAUGGAAGUACCUUGUUCAUGCAGUGGUAGCUUGAAGUAUGCUCACCGCGGAUGUGUCCAGAAGUGGUGCAACGAGAAGGGUGACACAACAUGUGAAAUUUGUCUCCAGCAAUUUAAGCCAGACUAUACAGCACCCACACUCCCCCCUUUGUUUCAUUAUGGUGCUAUCCCCAUGGACUUCAGGGGGAGCUGGGAAAUCUCUAGGAGGGAUCUGCAUAAUUCGCAACUUAUAGCAAUGGUUUCCAGGGAUCACAGUUCUUCCGAUACUGACUUUGAUGAAUAUGCACAAUCAACUUCAAGAGGCCUGAUAUGUUGUCGUCUAGUUGCUAUAAUUUUUAUGCUGCUUCUAGUGUUACGUCAUACUUUACCAUUCAUCGUCAGAGGAUCAGGAGAAUACUCACUUACAUUGUUCACAUUACUAAUGUUAAGAACUAUCGGGAUACUUUUACCAAUCUUUGUCAUGUUCAGAGCAUUUGCUGCUGUCCAGCGCCGUAGGCAUCUUCAGGAUAUCCGUGACUUCUUGCCUGCCACAUCAGAUGAAGAAAGCGAGCUGCCCCACUUGCAGCAGCAGCCAUCACCACAUCUUAUUCAAGUUCUGUGACUCUUGCAAAUUUGAGAAGAGGAGCAAACAGGAGGUUGUCAAGCAAGCAACUUCUUCGGCUCCUGUUUCUGUAUCAAUACGAAGAGCAUGCCACACAAAUUGCUCCUGAUUCUUUUGCUCUUGCUAAAACACAUCUCUAGUCAGGAUCAAAAUUUGCAACUGCAGAACUACUUGUACACACCACUACUGAUUGCAGAAACAACUAGCUAACUACUACUGUCAAAUGUAAAUACAAAAUGUUUGUUUAUAUCUUAUGUAUAACAUAUUUAAUAAAAAUAUAGCCCAAGUUGAGAUUAAAUUUUA
Molecule: messenger RNA, 1275 nt
Organism: Daucus carota subsp. sativus
Lineage: Eukaryota; Viridiplantae; Streptophyta; Magnoliopsida; Apiales; Apiaceae
Exons: 9
Coding region: 268-972 (234 amino acids)
Biological process (GO): protein ubiquitination
Cellular component (GO): membrane
Molecular function (GO): zinc ion binding; ubiquitin-protein transferase activity
Source: RefSeq, a predicted model, not a curated record